ACCGGAAACCUCCCGUCGGGUCGGCGCCAUGCCACGGUUCGCGCCAAGGAAGGAAGCCGCAGUUGCGCCUCCCCCAACCACGACCUCUCGUCCUCGCCCCGCGACAAGUAGUGGCAGCACUGCCUAAUGCCUGCCGGUAUAAAUACGAGCAGCAACCAUACAGGCCAAGGUCACACAAGAAAACAAGAUUGAUAGUUUGAUACAAGAGCAACAGAGAGAUCGAGACAGAGUACUGAUCUGGUCUGGCCUGGUCUAUCCCAAACACAUUCUUCUAGCGAUUCAGAUUAGGAAGUUUCACCAUGUCGUCCUAUUCCAAGGCCAGCAAUGGUGAGGAACAGCAGCAGCUGGUCUGCGUGACGGGAGCAGGCGGCUUCAUCGGGUCGUGGGUGGUGAAGGAGCUCCUGCUGCGCGGCUACCGAGUCAGGGGAACCGCAAGAGACCCUGCCGACAGCAAGAACGCGCACUUGCUUGCUCUGGAGGGGGCCAAGGAGAGGCUCACCCUGUGCCGCGCCGAUGUCCUCGAUUUCGACUCCCUCCGCGCCGCCUUCACCGGCUGCCACGGCGUAUUUCACGUCGCCUCCCCGGUGUCCAACGACCCUGAGCUGGUGCCGGUGGCCGUGGAGGGCACCAGGAACGUGAUCAGCGCCGCGGCGGACGAGGGCGUUCGCCGGGUGGUCUUCACCUCCUCGUACGGCGCGGUGCACAUGGACCCCAACCGGAGCCCCGACGCCAUCCUCGACGAGACCUGCUGGAGCGACUACGACUUCUGCAAGCAGACGGAUAACCUGUACUGCUGCGCCAAGAUGAUGGCGGAGAUCACGGCGACGGAGGAGGCGGCGCGGCGCGGCCUGCAGCUGGCGGUGGUGGUGCCCUGCAUGACCAUGGGCCCGAUGCUGCAGCAGACGCUCAACUUCAGCAGCAACCACGUGGCGCGCUACCUCAUGGGCACCAAGAGGUCCUACCCCAACGCCGUCGCCGCCUACGUCGACGUCCGCGACGUCGCGCGCGCGCACGUCCUCGCCUUCGAGCGCCCCGAAGCCCGCGGCCGAUACCUCUGCAUUGGCACCGUGCUCCACCGCGCCCAGCUCAUCGCCAUGCUCAGGGAGCUCUUCCCGCAGUACCCCGUCACCGCCAAGUGUGAAGAUGACGGCAAGCCAAUGGCGAAGCCGUACAGGUUCUCCAACCAGAGGGUCAAGGACCUGGGCAUGGAGUUCACUCCGCUGAAGAAAAGUUUGUAUGAAGCGGUGGUGAGCAUGCAGAAGAAGGGGCACCUGCCUGUGAUCAGAGAGCAGCAGCGUGCGUACUUGUAAAAUCCUGGGACGUUGGGAUUUCCCAGAUGAAAUAAACAGGGAAAACGAAGCAAAAGUGAAGGGACAGAGAUGAUACAAGCAUAUAAGGAGAUUUGAAAUUUAACACAGUUAUUCAGGUGUAUUACUUUCUUGGUAACAAAAUUCUAUCAGUGUGUAUAAGCAUUCUUAAUUAUUUGAUAUCAUGUAAACCUUUAAGUCA
Messenger RNA from Setaria italica (foxtail millet), 1509 nucleotides. RefSeq names its product cinnamoyl-CoA reductase 1. NCBI's taxonomy places the organism in Eukaryota, Viridiplantae, Streptophyta, Magnoliopsida, Poales, Poaceae. Bases 300 to 1310 code for a protein of 336 amino acids. The record is from RefSeq and is a predicted model, not a curated record. Gene Ontology annotation, biological process: lignin biosynthetic process. Gene Ontology annotation, molecular function: oxidoreductase activity, acting on the CH-OH group of donors, NAD or NADP as acceptor. The transcript is spliced from 5 exons.